This is a messenger RNA of Hypoxylon trugodes, 6293 nucleotides long. RefSeq names its product ankyrin repeat protein. The transcript is spliced from 8 exons. The coding region runs from base 169 to 5877 and encodes 1902 amino acids. Gene Ontology annotation, molecular function: protein binding. The record is from RefSeq and is a predicted model, not a curated record. NCBI's taxonomy places the organism in Eukaryota, Fungi, Ascomycota, Sordariomycetes, Xylariales, Hypoxylaceae.
GGAUCCGCUAGCUUGGGUUAACCAUACCAUACGACGUGGGCUGAAGCUAUGAUCUAGGCUCCUUCAUGAAUGUUAUUUUCCAUUCACAGCUCAAAGGCUAGCUUACUUAUGCGCCCUCCGUAUUCAAAAAGGUUCAGGUGUUGCUAGUAGGGCAUCAAACCCGAAGCUAUGUCUGAAGACGCUUCCGAAAGUAAUGAAGCAUCAGCUCCGGGGCAGGCUUCGGAAUCACCGAAAGGCGACGCUUCAUUUCUAGAAAAAGAUGUGAAAACACAAGACGACGGAGACGCCAAAAAUGACGAAAAUGACGAUGCGAGAAGCACAGGAACCAGAACCACAGAGCUACUCACCCUUCCGAAUGUUUUGCCUCAACCAACCCCAGAGAUCCUUAACAAUAGAAAACUUGGGUUGGACAUCAAUAAGCCUAUGGGCUGGAAUGGAUCCGAUUAUAUUGACUAUGACAUAAUCACUGUUCAUGGUAUACGGGAUGACUACAAAAAGGUCUGGAUUAACGAUGAGGGCAAGUGGUGGGUCAGAGAUCACCUCUUCAAGGAUCUAUCGAACAGACAAGUCGAUUAUUCCUAUUUGAUCUCGGAAAACUCGACUAUCUAUGAGCCAAAUGGAAUCCUUUCCCACGCAGAGGCAUUAGUUACAGAGUAUGCGCGAAGACGAGAAGCACUUGAAGAGACCGAAACCGACCGACCAAUAAUAUGGAUAUGUCAUGACAUUGGAGGUAGUAUUGUGAAGGAGGCCCUAUCCCUGGCCGUUGCGCAUCCGGAGAAAUACGGGAAAAUAGCCAUCUUAACAACCGCCAUCAUAUUCUUAGGUUGUCCUCAUAGAGCUCAUUCUAUCGAUGACCUUGAGGAUCAGAUAUACCAGCUCAUACAGCUUCCUGGACCUGAUAUAAAAUACCGGGUGACACAAAAAGUCAAGGACCUCGCCAGACAGGUGAAUGCGGCUAAUGAGACUUUCUUGGCGACUAAGUUACUGGACCGUGCCGUGGUCUUCAACGUUUUUACUCACAAUGUUCGUACAAGUUUGGACAAGUGUCCUAUCGACGAUAAUGCGUCCUACAUUGCGAAACCUUCCGGCCCAUACGACGAACUAGCUAAUCCAGUAACUCCCUUUCCACGUUAUGCACAUGCUAUUGGCCAUUCGUUCGAAGCAUAUGGCAGGAUCGCUUGCCUCACGAUAAGUCACAUGGAACUAAUGGAGGAUGACCCUUCCGAUGGAUGGCUUCCGUUAGUCACGAACGCCAUAAACAUCCCCGGAUCCAUAAUUAAGGUGAACUACCAUGUUAUCCAAUUUCAGGCACGUAUUCUAUCACUCCUGCCUCCAACGCGAGCCUUGAAAGUGGACUUCGACCCUGCGACCCCAAGGUCACCUAUAGUGGCCUGGAUCCGUAAGCAUCCUGCGUUCAAGAAGUUCACCAAGCCUCCCCCUGGGCCAAGGAUACUGCAUAUACACGGCAGUACGGAUAGGGCCCUAGACAUCGCCGAUAUCUCUCAACGUUUCUGGCUCGAUUAUGAUUGCGCGAAGACAACAAGCGAAUAUCAAAGACGUCCCGAGUCCUCUACAAUCUACUUUGAGUUUGACCAACAGGAUUCCAGGUAUAGUACGCUCUCCACUAUGUUACUGUAUUUCAUUAAUGCCUUGAUAUGGCGCUUUUGGGAAGGCCGAGAAAACGUAAUCCAAGGUGACUUGAAGUUCUUGGAUGAUACGCGAUCUUGGUCGCUCAAUGAUUUAUACCAUCUAUUCAAGAUCUUCAUGUAUCCUGUGGCCGUCAAUCAUAUCACGUUCUUCAUCGGCUGUUUCGACCAAUGCCCACAAAAGGAACGGAAUUGGUUCUUAGAGCGCGUUCUUGACGUACAAAGUUAUAAGGAGAAGUCCUGCCGAAUGAUUAUAUCCACUGCGAAUCGGGAUGAUUUGGCAGUCGAUUCGUUCCCAGAGGAUUCGCGCGUUGAUUUAGCGGAUUCCCCAAAGCCCAAUCAGCCGGCUCUUGAUAGCGAGACACGCUACCUGCUUAGAACAGACCUAGACGACCUUAUCGAAAGGCGACCAAUAUUCAAGCAUUAUCGAAAUGAAAUCCAGGACUUACUGGAUCAGUGCCAAGGCACGCCUCAUUUGGGGUAUAGCAUCCUGAAAUGGCUGGAUCAUGGCAGACGGGGCAUUUCCAAAUCUUGGAUAGGUUGCGUCCUGAAAGAUAUGGCGCAUGUUUCGCCACAGAACCUGAUGAAUGCUUUUUUAUCAUCUUUAAGCCCGGAGAAAAAGGCGUGGGCGAAGGAUGUAUUCCAUUUGGUCAAAUACGCCGCGGAGCCUUGGUCCCCUGAAGCACUAGUUGAGGCACUUGCCGUCCGAGAGUCCUCCGAGGAAUUUUCUCUUGACGACCUCGACUCUUCAAGGUUAACGGAAGAACUCGACCAUAUAUUCGGUGGCAUGAUCGUCGUGGACGGCCGUGACGUUAAAUUCAGCCAUAAUUCGUACCGUGGCCUGGCCGACAUCGAUGUUACAGGAAACCCUGGAGAUUACACGGCUAAGAUAAACGGCGAAAUCGUGGAGACAUGUCUGAAAUACCUAGGAUUAGAAGCCGUCCAAGAGAAGCUGUCUAGCUUGUUUCCCGAGAAAUAUGUCGAGGGCACAUACGCGACACAGCUCGACGAAACACUAAUGGCGACGCAGGGACUAAGUAUGAUGGAGUACGCAGUCAGAUUCUGGCCAACGCAUUACCAGCUUAGCGGAAAGUUCAAACUAUCUAGGCUUGUUCAUGAGUUUUUCUCUAAUCGGAAGAGUCGCGCGGCUUGGGAGUUCUAUUACUAUAAGCUCUCUAAUCCUUUCAAUCGGAUACAGAGAAGUUAUAUCUCACCACUGCCGAUUUAUGCUAUGCUAGGCCUGGAAGACUUAGUUGAUGAACAAAUAAGCAGGGAGAAAUCCCUACCCUCUUUUAAACAGAACAUCAGUUACGCCACGACGGAGGCUGUCAGAAUCGGUAAUGAACAGCUUUCGCAGCAAUUAAUAAAAGAAGUGGCUAUGAAUGACCAAGAACUUCAAGAAGCCUUGCUUUGGACAGCCGCACGAGGGGAUAGUGGGGCCGUUGACAGUAUUCUCGAGAAAAUAGACCCUAAAACGAUCCAGUGGUCGGAAAAUAUACUAUGCCGAGCUGCGGCCGCCGGUCUAGACAAGCUUCUCAUUGCUGCGCAAAAGUCCGGCUGCAAUAUUGACGAGACCAGGGACUACCUGGGGACGACCCCAUUCGGGGUUGCCGUGUGGUGGGACCAACUACAUACAGUCAAGGCUCUACUCGAUUCUGACGUCAAGCCAAAUUUAAAUAUCCGCGACGACGAACAGUCAACGCCUUUCUUGACAGCUGUGAAUGAAGGUAACCCACGUAUGAUCAGUCUCUUACUGCAAGAUGAGGCCGUCAUCCACCACCAGACCUCAACUGACAGGGGCGUUAUGCAACUUGCUUCGGAAUCUGGCAAUCAUAAGGCAAUAGAGCUACUCUACAAAGCUAACGCAGAUAUCGACAGCGAAGACAAACUCGAACCCGCUGAAGAUGCCCCUAGGCCACCGUUAAUCGGCGCGGCUAGUUUUGGGUACAGCCAAUGCGCCCGGGAGCUGUUAAAAAGCGGCGCCAAACCAGAUGUCAAGUUCGGUUCGAGCACUCCAAUGUCUGAAGCUAUUCUGAAUAAUUCUAUCGAUACUGUUCGAGUGCUUCUCGAGUAUAAGGCCAGCAUAAAGCAAGAGGACGGUAGCGAGAACAUGCAUUUGAUGCGGGCUAUCCAGACCGAAAAUUUCGAUCUCGUUUCCCUACUAAUUGAGCAUGGCUUGGAGGUUAACAUAACCGAAAAGAAUUUUUCGAACGUCAAAACGCCGUUAUCUCUAGCGGCUAAUUUAGGAAAUAUUAAACUGGUGGAGCUUCUGUUAGAAAAGGGGGCUGAUGUCAAUUUUUGCGGCGGAGAUACGGAUUCGCCCCUAUUCUCGGCGUUCUAUCGAAGCGAAACUGAAGUCGCGAAAUUACUUCUCGAAAAAGGUGGUGAUGUUAACUGGAGUGCAAGUGAUGGAUGGACCCCCCUUCACGCGGCGUACGAUAUGCCGCACCUUAUACCCGAGCUGCUCAAACGGGGUGUCAACAUUGAUUCCAUCUGCAGUUUCGGGACUAUAACUAUGAUGGCGUCAAGACGUGACGAACCAAAAACGAUCGCAGCCCUAUUAGAACACGGAGACUCUAAACCAGACCUAGAAAUCGUCUAUGGGGACGACGGGACAGUACCUGAAGAUAUUGGAUACACGGCGCUUCUUAUAGGCUGUAGGAACAAGGCUCCAGAGUGUGUAAAACUUCUUCUAGAUGCAGGUGCCGACCCUACAUUCCGGCAUAGUAAUGGCGAUGGGGCCGUGGAUAUCUGCGUUCAGAAGGGCGACUCGACGGAAUUCGAAGAAUGUCUCAAACAUUUGCUACCUUAUAAUCCAGAUUUGGGUCACAUAGAUGACCAAGGCGACACUCUUCUACAUAAGAUCCACGAAAAUACGCUCUUAUCUAUCGUGAAACUUUUGGUUGAAGAGGGUGCACCAACAGACGUGGAAAAUAACGAAGGUUAUACACCUCUAGCAGUCGCGAUCAAUGAGAACAAUAUCGAGGUCGCGAAGUACUUGAUUGAACAAAACGUCAAUGUCAACGUCUACAGCUCCAAGUUUGGCAGCAUUCUACACUUAGCUUGUAGCAAGGGCUCUUUGGAGAUGGUGAAGUUGCUGAUUGAAGCAAACGCCGAUCCAUCCGUGGUGAAUCCCGAAUACAGCCAGUCACUGCUAUAUACUGCUCUCAAUAUCGGGAAUGAAAAUGACCGUUUGCCUAUGAUACGGUAUCUUGUUGACGAUGUAAAGGUUGACAUCAAUGCUAUGGGUGGCCGAUACGGGUAUCCUCUCAUCCUGGCUGCGUCUGAGUGCUCGGAUGAAGGCGAAAUUAGAACCAAAACUUUCAAAUUCCUCAUUCGCCGUAAAGCUUACCUUGACGUGUCCGAUGAUCAAGGAAGACGUGCUGUACAUUUAGCCGCUACCACAUACUGGGAUGCUGGUCUGAAGCUUCUCGCUGAAGCUGACGCAGAUCUUACUGCCAAAGACAAAUAUGGACGUACUCCACUUCACUUUGCUGCAGGAUGUGAAUAUUCCGACUGCAUCAACUAUCUCGUCACGAAAGAUGUAGAUAUAAAUGUAGUGGACCAAGACGGCUGGACACCGUUGAUGUGGGCCGCAAGGUCUGGUACUGUAACUACAAUACAUCUGCUACUGGAUAAGGGCGCCGAUCUAUGGGCUCGUGGACAUAGUUAUGAUGCUGACUGGUCGGCAUUGAAGUUGGGUAAUUUUGUUGCAAGAUAUAUCGAUAUAGAAGACCUACUGGCGCCAAAGGAUCUUACACGGAAGCGUUCGGAUGGAGAGAUUGAAGAAUGGGACGAGUAUUUCCACAAGACUCGUCCGGCAUCUAACAAGUAUAAAACCUGUUGGAGUUGCCUCGUGAACAUAUGGGGUAUUCAAUGGAAGUGUAUCGAGUGUACCGAUGAUGUUUCGCUUUGCUUCAAGUGUUACAGCCAUAGGUCAACCAUGCACAAUCCCGAGCAUAAUUUCGAAGAGAUUGGGCCUCUCUACCUUGAGACAUCAUCGCCAGCGCAUAGUCAAUCCGCGACUGAUAGUGAGAAUGCCGAGGAGAAGGCUCAGUCGGACGAGGAGACCCCAGAGAACAAUGGGGGAGAUGCGGUUGAAAAAGAGGAGGACAAUGAUGAUGAUGAUGGUAAGGACGGUGAGGCGCUGGAGUUUGAUAACGAAACAAUCGGGGAUGAUACCGAAUUCAAUCCGGAUGAUUUUGAUGUAGAUGCGGAGUCUACUUUAUAAUAUAUUGGGUCACGCUUGGAAUACCUUGACAGUUAAUAUCCAGGUAGUUGAUUCACUCUAAAUUUACGUGUGUCGGAACUGAAGUUCUUUACCUGGUUAGCAAUAUCAUCCCUAUUUUGGGUGUGCACCCUAGGAGCAUAAGGCCUAGAGCGCUGUAACCCAGUGCACUUUACCAAGUAGGUAGGGAGUAUCUCGCUAUAAUUGUGGCGUAUGCGGUCGCCGCAGUGUGCUGUAAUUUAGUGGUAGACGCUCCAUGCGGGUGGUAAUUCGACUGGUCAAUUUGGGCUACUAACGUCUGCCUCCUGGGUACCUAAUACCCGCCAUGCGCUAAGCCCGCUAAGCUACAGUGUGCAGUCCCCCGUAUUUAUAGUGGGACUUGAUGACCAAAGCACAUCCAUGGAUCUGGGUCAGCCUAG